UCGAGGACAGGCAAGGCUACAAGACUACAAAAGAUCAGUUCUUCGAUAGAGAAGCAUCAGUUUUGCGUUGGUCUUGCCAGCUUGCAUUAAUUGUGCAUUGUCACGUGGAUUUCUUUUAUUGAUAGUGCGAUUUAAUUGUGUGUUGCCGUACCGGAUUAUCUAUACAGGACACAGGUCGCGUGGGACAUAAACUGUACCUAACUGAAACUUUAGGCUGUGGGUGUGUGCGCAAUGGCCAUGUGUUUUGCGCCACCGUGCUAGGAGAAAGCAGACACUUUCCGCCCAGUCACCGAACAGCUCUACGGACGUUACGACCCUCGAUGGAGCUACAGUAAUCAUAUCCAGAAUAAUAAAAGAUUAGAAGAAAAGUGUCAAUUGAAGAGGAUAAGAAGAAUAUUUAUCUGGGGGACACAGGUCACAGAGAGAGAACCGUUUCCUGCUAGCAGCCUGUGUGUUCUCCUGUCAAGUGACAGUUCCUGUGACCAACCACAGAGGCCAGAGCACAGCAUGAUGGUACAGACGUCCCCCUGUGCCCUCCUCUUCUGGGGGCUGUUAGGGUGUGUGUGGGUACUGCCAGUCCUGAUUGCCCCGUCGUCACCAACGCUGUGUACCUCACUGAGGACUCUGAAUACCAACCUCACACAACGGCGACGCUACAUGAAACAUAAUUUUCCAAUCAAUUAUACUAUCCGGGUUCAUUAUGAGGAGGUCUUCAAACCUCGGAACAUAACUCGACUGAAGUCACAAGUAGAAGGGUUAGAGGACAAAGACCUCCAGGAGGUGUGGCUGUUGGUGAACAAGGAAGUUCUCAAGCACAUUCUCCGUGUCCUCCCUGAGCGUCACCCGUCGUAUCGCUACACGUUUAGCCUGCAAGACCUUUUCCUGAAGGUGCAGCAGAUGCUGCCCUCCCCUGAUGAGUGGGAGCCACCGGAACGUAUCCAGGAGAUAUGUGACAGGAUAAAGGACCCUGACUAUCCUGGCUGGACAUUCAUCACACCCAAGUCUCUGCUGGACAACUUUUACCGCUCCAUGCGCUGCCUGUUCUCCGACUGCUUCUCCAUCCAGUACCCUGAGGAACUUAACUAUUGUAAUGUUUCUCAUUGGCUAAGGCACAAGAGCGAGCACCAGACAUGAGGGGGGUGGUGUUACACUGUUCCUCGUCUCCAGUGCCUAUGGUUCCCUCUAGUGACCGCGUAAGGGCUCAUAACCGUUACCUCCACUUAACAAUCAACCAGUACGCAGCAUCAUGUUCACCAUCGUCUUUGUCCUCCUCACCAUCAUUCCUCGUAUUGAUGUUCCUCGCACCUCUCCAGAGACAAAGCUCUCACCUGUAUUUAUCAUAUGAAAGUCUGUCUUAUCCAAUGUACAGUCAGUGUAUUUUCAAGGUGAAUUCUUAAUCAGAAAUUUACUGCAGUUGGUUAUAUGCUUAACAAGAGAUAAUUAAUGACUUGCAGUCCUUUUAUUUUUUUGGUCAACCAAUGGUGUUUGCUAUUCAGGGAACAAUUGUUUUUCAUCGCUAAUCUUGAUCAAAGCAAUGCAAUUUUUAUAGAAGUAAGCUUGUUUAUGUUUUAAAUGUGUUCAUAUUUUGAUGAAGCAGCAAUGUAAUCAUGUGUUUUGACUCUUUGUUUUUAGAGCUUACAUACAUAUGUUGCACUGACUUGCUGGAUAAGUUAGUGAAUGAAUGCCAAAACAGAUUCCUGGGAUAGGAGAGAGUUGAGCUUGAGCUCCAUCACCCCUAAAGUUCGAGGAUCUGAGAGAUACUACACCUUGUCAGUAUUAGGAGUUGGAUUGUGGCUUAACAUAAAAUGGAAUGUUUUUAUACAUGAGAUUUAGAUUGUUAUAAUAUUGACGUUAUUUAUUUAGGCUUAUUAUGUGUUAUGCUUAUUGUAUAUGACAAAAUUCUAAAAAGUGUUUUACUGUUUACCAAUUGUGUUCAUUGUAAUGCUUACAGUUACUGUCCGACAUUAUUGAACCUUAACCAUGAUCUUAUGAGUGACGCAUUGGUGUGUUUGUCAAUUAAUAAAAAGCAUUGCGCAACGCUAAGCUGAUGCAUAAAUAAGCAA
This is a messenger RNA of Osmerus eperlanus (European smelt), 2063 nucleotides long. RefSeq names its product interleukin 34 (gene il34). Bases 508 to 1134 code for a protein of 208 amino acids. The record is from RefSeq and is a predicted model, not a curated record. Lineage: Eukaryota; Metazoa; Chordata; Actinopteri; Osmeriformes; Osmeridae. Gene Ontology annotation, molecular function: macrophage colony-stimulating factor receptor binding. Gene Ontology annotation, biological process: positive regulation of macrophage differentiation; positive regulation of protein phosphorylation; positive regulation of cell population proliferation. The transcript has 8 exons.